Gossypium arboreum is the source of this 432-nucleotide messenger RNA. Its product is annotated as ricin-like. The record is from RefSeq and is a predicted model, not a curated record. Gene Ontology annotation, molecular function: rRNA N-glycosylase activity. The transcript has a single exon. Lineage: Eukaryota; Viridiplantae; Streptophyta; Magnoliopsida; Malvales; Malvaceae. Gene Ontology annotation, biological process: negative regulation of translation. The coding region runs from base 1 to 432 and encodes 143 amino acids.
AUGAAGCUGUGGAUUGUACUACUGGCAGUAAUAUGUACCAGUUGGUUGUCCAUGGUUGAGAAACGGCCCCGCAUCACUACCAUCCAAAAUGAAAACAAGCCUAUAGGUAUUUUUAGGGAGGUGAAAUUCGCCACCGAAGGUGCCAAUAGAGGAUCGUUUCAGAGAUUUAUGAAUGAAUUGUAUGAUGCAUUGACAGAGCGUGCAGAUAAAAGCGGAGUUAUACCAGUAUUGCCAUCUCCGUUGCUGGAGCCUGAUGAUCACCGACAAUAUGUUCUGGCGGAACUCUCGAAUGAGUACCAAUCCAUCAAAUUAGCUUUGAAUGUCAGCGAUGUGUAUAUCUUGGGUUAUCAUCUAGGUGAUAGUGAUACUUCCUACUUUUUUAAAGGUGUUGAGGAGGAUGUACGUAAUGUUUGUUCCCAGACAGCACUGUAA